Drosophila bipectinata is the source of this 3204-nucleotide messenger RNA. NCBI's taxonomy places the organism in Eukaryota, Metazoa, Arthropoda, Insecta, Diptera, Drosophilidae. The record is from RefSeq and is a predicted model, not a curated record.
AUGCAGCAUUCCCCCAGGAGGAGUUCCCGGCUGAACGGAGGGGAAGCCACCCCUACAACAAGUAGUGCAGCAGAAAGCCGGCCAAGGGUUAACAUAACCACGGCAGAGGCCAUUUCUCGCCCAGCCACUACAGCGACUACAGUAGCGUCCCAACCAAGGAGCACUGUAACAGCAGCUGCGAGUUCAGAGCCGGAGGUGAGCCAGCCACUCACGGCGUACCUAUUGGAGAGGAUUACGGCGUUGGAGAUCGAGCUGAAGAAGGUCAAAGCCUUGGACGCAACAAGCACCGCCAAUUGCGCGCCAAUCGCAGUUGGCCCAAGCGCAAAUGGCGCCAACAGUGGAGCGUCGGAGCGGCCGCCAUCGCUCCCGGACUUGCCUACAUUUGGAGGGCAGCCCGAGGAUUGGCCCAUUUUUAAUUGUGCGUUUGUGGAGACGACCCAAGCGUACAACUGCACAGACCUGGAGAACAACCAGAGGCUGUUGAAGGCGCUGAGGGAUGAAGCACGCGAGACUGUGAAGUCGCUGCUGAUUCACCCUGCGAAUGUCAGAGCCGUGAUGGAGCAGCUGCGCUUUAGGUUUGGCCGACCGGAGCAGCUUAUACGCAGCCAGCUGAACAGCGUGCGAGAGGUGCAGCCGAUUUCGGAGCAGCAACUGGCGAGGAUCGUCCCCUUCGCAACCAGAGUGAGUAACCUCACGGCCUUCUUGCAGUCGGCGAAGGCGGAGCAACAUCUGGGAAACCCCACACUCAUGGAGGAGCUUGUUGCAAAGCUUCCCACCAGCAAACGAGUGUAUUGGGCCAGGCACGCUGCAUCGAUCCAGCCCUUUCCCACUGUAGCGCACUUCAGCGCGUGGCUACAGGAGUACGCGAACAUCGUGUGUACGAUUUUGGACGUCGAUGGAAAGGAGCCGAGGCGUCGAGUUCUACACGCGAGCGUCGACCAGAACGGAUACGAGCAGCGGGAUGACCGGCAUGGAGGUUGUCCAAUUUGUGAAGGUCAACAUGCUACGACGAGUUGCAGCGAAUUCAUUGAAGCUUCGCCACCGGGCAGAUGGAGCAUGGUGAAGAGGCAUCGGCUCUGCUUCACAUGCUUACGGAGUGGGCAUGCGGCCAGAUCCUGCGAUGUGCAUGGCGAGUGCCAGAUCAACGGAUGCCGCAGAUUGCAUCACCGUCUGCUACAUGAAGAGGACGAAGGGCGAAGACGGCCGGAGCAGCGAGGUGGUUUCAGGCGCCACAACGGAGGAAACCAGAUGUCACCAGUUUCCAGACGCAGCCUGGAGAGAAGGGCCCCGCAGCCAGCAGAAGCUCCCGUGCAGACGAAUUUAAGUAUUGACGUCGAAGGAGGCCGACUUUUGUUUCGCAUACUACCAGUAACGCUGUACGGAGCUGGUCGCCAGGUGGACACAUACGCGCUGUUAGAUGAGGGAUCCUCCGUCACGAUGAUCGACAACGAGCUACGAAGGGAUCUGGGAUUGCAAGGCGAACAUCGACAGCUUAACGUCCAAUGGUUUGGAGGAAGAGCCAGCAGGGAGCCUACCAACGUGGUGAGUCUGGAGAUAAGUGGAGCUGGGAAGCCCACUCGCCACCCGUUGAAAAACGUGUACGCCGUUUCAAACUUGAGUCUGCCGAUGCAGACGUUAUGUCGACGAGAUGUCCAGGGCGUGCAAAGGGAUUCGAGACUGCCGAUGAAGCCCUACAGCAACGUGGUGUCGAAGUUGCUCAUCGGACUGGCCCAUGGACAUUUGGGAUUGCCACUUAGGACGAGGCGGUUUGCCAGAGAGGGACCGUUCGCGACCGCAACCAAGCUUGGAUGGGUUGUGUUUUGGCCAGUAAGUGGACAAUCAACUACGCCGUCACCGAGGUCCUGCCUUCUAGCCGUGUCAGUGGAGGACACGAUGGAAAAGAUGGUGGAGGACUACGUCGAGAUGGAAGGCUUUGGUGUGAAGCUCGCGCAACCGGUCGCAGCCAGCGACGACGCGCGGGCCCAAAGGAUCCUCGACGACACCACGGUGAAAGAGGGGCGUCGCGACCAGACGGGAUUGCUCUGGAAGGAUGACCACGCUGUGCUGCCACGGAGCUAUGAGAUGGCGCACAGACGGCUGAUCAACGUCGAGAAGAAGUUGAAGCGCAACGGGCAGUUGGCUCUGGAAUACGACCGUAUCAUCAAGGAUUACGUUUCCAAUGGAUAUGCAAGGAAGCUGCAGCCGGAUGAGGUCGCGGUGAAGAGCGACAAGCUGUGGUAUUUGCCACAUUUUGGUGUGGAAAACCCAAACAAGCCCGGAAAGGUCCGGCUUGUGACCGAUGCUGCAGCCAAGGUUGGAGGAACCUCACUCAAUUCGGCGCUGGACAAAGGGGCUCAGCACUACAAGCCCUUGCCAGCUGUGCUCUUCCUCUUCAGAGAAGGAGCAGUCGGAGUCUGCGGGGACAUCAAGGAGAUGUUCCACCAAGUGCUGAUCCGACCCGAGGAUCGAUAUUCCCAAAGGUUCCUCUGGAGAAAUGGCAACGACGAUCGAGAGCCGGAUAUAUACGAAAUGAACGUGAUGACUUUUGGAGCAGCCUGCUCGCCGAGCACUGCGCACUACGUCAAGACGGUGAAUGCCUUGAAGUUUCGGGAUUCAGAUCUGAGGGCAGUCAAGGCCAUCAUCGACCACCAUUAUGUCGAUGACUACGUGGAUAGUUUCGAUACGGAGAGCGAAGCUAUCGAGGUAUCUACCCGAGUGAAGGAGAUACACGCGGAGGCUGGAUUCGAACUAUGCCAGUUCUCAUCCAGCUCACCCAUCGUGGAAGCGGCGCUGGGACCACCUGGACAAGUCAAGAGCGUCGGAUGGGUAUCAUCGAGUGCCAAAAAGCGUCCUAAGUGGAGAGCGAGUCCCAACAAAGGGGGAGUUUUUGAGCCUGCUGAUGUCAACGUUCGACCCAUUGGGGUUCCUGUGCUGCAUGAAGAUUACAGCGAAGCUGUUGCUGCGGGAGAUCUAGAGGCAGAAGAUCCAGUGGGACGAACCGCUGCCGGAGGAGAUAGGCAAAGCCUUUGCUGCCUGGCGCAGAGAGAUGGACGCCGUGGGACAGUUCCGAUGUCCUUGCCACUAUUUUGGGCGUGGAGAAGUUUGGACAAUCGAGCUACACGUUUUCGUGGACGCAAGUCAAUCUGCAUUCGCGGCGGUGGCCUAUUGGAGGGUCACGUACAAGAAUUGAAACGUGCUGGUUAG